GAGCUACAUAGAGAUGGAGAAGAGAUUCAAGGUGUACAUUUACAACGAAGGAGAGCCACCCCUGGUUCAUGGAGGACCUGAAGCAAACAUCUACGCCAUUGAAGGGCACUUCAUAAGCGAAAUGGAGGACAGAAGAAAUCCUUUCAGGGCUCGCCACCCAACCGAAGCUCACGUCUUCCUUCUCCCCUUCAGCGUGGUGUACAUGGUGGAAUAUGUCUACAAGCCAAGACCACAAGAUAAUUGGGAUCCUCUCAAAAGAUUAAUAGCUGAUUACAUCAAUGUGAUUUCGGACAAGUAUCCUUACUGGAAUCGCAGUCAUGGAGCAGAUCAUUUCAUGGUUUCUUGCCAUGAUUGGGCACCGCACCUAUCCGUGGCGAACCCAGAUCUACACCGCAAUUCCAUCCGAGCCAUUUGUAACGCCAACACAUCAGAAGGAUUCAUGCUAGCCAAGGAUGUCACCCUGCCGGAAGUCCACCUUCCCGACGGCGGCCUCUCGUCGCCGGUGAGGCAGCAGGCUUCCACUGGCGGACGAACGUUGCUCGCCUUCUUCGCCGGCGGGGCCCAUGGCUACAUAAGGGACGCCUUACUCCGCCAUUGGAUGGGUACAGAUUCUCAAGUCCUGGUUUAUGAGUAUCUUCCGGAGGGAAUAAAUUAUGAAGAGAUGAUGAGCAAGGCCAGGUUCUGCUUAUGCCCAAGCGGAUUUGAAGUGGCGAGUCCGAGAAUCGUUGAGGCCAUCUUUAACGGCUGUGUGCCGGUGAUUAUCUCCGUUGAUUACCCGCCGCCAUUCGGCGACGUGCUGGACUGGAGCGAGUUCUCGAUGGAGAUACCCGUGGGGAGAAUACCGGAGAUCAAGGAUAUACUGGGGAGCGUAUCGCCGGCGAGGUAUUCGAUGCUGCAGAGGAAUGUGGUGGAGGUGCAGCGCCUGAACCGACCGGCCAAGAGAUUUGAUGUGUUUAAUAUGAUUAUGCACUCGAUAUGGCUGAGGAGGAUUAAUUUGAGGCUUAAUUAUUGAUGUAAUUGCAAUUAAUCAAAUAUUGAAUCAUAUUGGUUUCUAAGCUG
Phalaenopsis equestris is the source of this 1059-nucleotide messenger RNA. RefSeq names its product probable glycosyltransferase At5g20260. Gene Ontology annotation, molecular function: glycosyltransferase activity. The record is from RefSeq and is a predicted model, not a curated record. NCBI's taxonomy places the organism in Eukaryota, Viridiplantae, Streptophyta, Magnoliopsida, Asparagales, Orchidaceae.